GUAGCCAAUCAUAAUGCACGUACAGACAGAGCGGGACGCUCUGAAUUUUGACAAGGAAGUGUAACAUUUGUGUUGUUGUUCUGUUCUAGUUUAGCUAUCUCAGUGGUUGAUUAUCAGUAAAUUAUCCAAAUUCGUGGAAUAUGGUGCGAGACGGUUUGUCAAUCAAGUAGCUAGAUUGCAGAUUCAAAUCGAUUCAUUGCUGGUAAUGUAAGCUGAAGUCUUGUGGCACUUGCGUUAGUCUCCAUUCCCUGUGAGAGAUGGAGGAGCUCUACACUUUAGAGAGGGAGGUAGGACGAGGCAGCUAUGGUGUUGUCUUUGAGGGCCAUAUGGCCAAAACAGGACAGAGGGUGGCUAUCAAGCGGCUGCCCUGCAGCAACCCGGAGAGCAUUGAACUCUACCUGCAAGAGCUGUGGGCCAUGAGAGCCACUGCCAAGAACCAUGCCAAUGUCAUUGCGCUCCACAGCUGCCUGCUGCAGACUGGGCCAAGGAGCCUGAAGCCCCUAAAACCAGGGAAACUGCCUCCACGUCUAGUUGAGAGCGUGCUGAAAGGCACUAUAGUCGGAGCACCACAAAGUCAGGAAAGGAAUGACACCCAGCGGGGGACCAACUCUGUCUCAAGACUUCAGGACAGGACCAACACUGUUCAGGCCAAGCCCAAGCUCCAGGACAAGACUAAAUCAAAUGCAUGUGAUUCUACAACCCCACAAAGGCCUCAAAACAGAGCCAGGAAGAGACCGGCCCAGACGGAGGAAGAGCAGCCGGGACCCCUGCGUUGCUUGGCCCUGUGGCUAGUGAUGGAGUACUGUGAUGGGGGCGACUUGAAUCAGUAUCUGCUCUCCAGGCCACCCGACUCCCAGCGUAACCACAGCGUGGUGCGACAGCUCUGCAGUGCUCUGGCCUUCCUGCAUAGUCUGGGGAUCACCCACCGAGACCUGAAGCCUGACAAUGUGCUGGUCUGUGUGACGCCAAGAGGCCCUGUUGUCAAGGUGGCAGACUUUGGUCUGAGCAAGAUGAGUGAAGGUCUGCUGGACGGGGAUCUGACCAGGCAGCACUUCUCCUCCACCUGUGGCUCUGACUUCUACAUGGCUCCAGAGGUGUGGGGGGGGCUGACCUACUCGGCCCAGGCAGACAUCUUCUCCCUGGGUGUGAUGUUCUGGGCGGUCUUGGAGAGAAUCACCUUUCUGGAGGAAGGGGCCCCGCAAGAACAACUGGGUGCCUACGUGUGCAAGGGUCGCUCCGGCUGGCUGAUGCCGCUGGGGGAAGCUUUGUGGGAGAACGCCGACCUCCAGCUGUGUAUCCCUAUGAAGUUUAAGAGGGCGCCCCCGCUGCCACCCCCGCCCGGCCCAGCCAUGUGCGCCCUGCUUUUAGACAUGCUCGCCUCAAACCCGGACGCUCGGCCCCCGGCAGACCAGCUGGAGGCCCGAGUGCGCUCUGCUCUGGAAGAGGACUCCCGCUGACCGAGUGCACUUAACGGACCAUAAUGGGUACAACCACCUCCAGCCUGCUACAUGGAAAUAUUGAGUAGCAGUCAGUGGACCCCCUGACUGCAGCACUCCCUACAUGUGUAAGCAAUAGCCACUUUGCUGCCGCAGGGAAGUGGGGAUAGCAUAUGUGUAUGAUUAUACAGGAUUGCAGGUGCUUUUCGUGUCACUGAAACAGAUGCUCCUUUUCUAAGCUGCGUAGGAAACCACAUAAAGGGAAAAUAGAAAUCAAGAGGCCCAUUACAGCCCGUCUGUACUGCAGACAAAACACGCAAUGAUAUUCAAACAACUCCAUAUAAAGAUCUAGUGGGACUCACUCAAGCUGUAUUUGAUGUAAACGCCAUGCUGUUGCUUGGGCCUUGAAUGCUUGACAUAGAAAAUCAAUUUUAGUGUGUACGUAUGGCUGAAAUGAAAUGCUAGGGAUUACCCGCUGCUACUGUGUUUUGGGUCCAUUAUCUCAGCUUCAUGUCGGGUGUUAAUUUUGACUUGAUUUUGCGGAUUACUUUGAGCUUUUUACUUGUUGAAAAAUGUAGCUAACGUUGACAAACUUUGUGAUUAUUAUCUUACCCAAAUCUUUCCACCACACAUUGGUGUAGCACAGAUGUUACAGUUCAAUGGGCUUCCAUACGUCUUAAAUAUGUAAAGUGAGUGAUCAUACAUAAACAUUUGUAAUGUGUCCAGUGCAGUAGUUUGGUUAUAAAUACUAUCUUUGUGACACUAUACAAGUCUUAAUUGUUGUUAAUACUCUGUCAUCAGCAGGUGUCAAUAAAAUGCUAUGGUGAUUCUCAGGUC
Messenger RNA from Sander lucioperca (pikeperch), 2273 nucleotides. RefSeq lists its product as uncharacterized. The record is from RefSeq and is a predicted model, not a curated record. Gene Ontology annotation, cellular component: autophagosome; cytoplasm. Gene Ontology annotation, molecular function: protein serine/threonine kinase activity; ATP binding. The coding region runs from base 258 to 1457 and encodes 399 amino acids. Gene Ontology annotation, biological process: autophagosome organization; positive regulation of autophagy; autophagy. Lineage: Eukaryota; Metazoa; Chordata; Actinopteri; Perciformes; Percidae. The transcript is spliced from 4 exons.